CUGUGAUCUGAUACACUCACAUUGAAACAUAUACUCUUACCCACUAGACAUCGCAUACGCCUCCAUCAUUCCCAGAAUGGCGGAUUCCACCGCCUCGGCCUCUAGUGAGGCCGCAAAGAGCGCGCCCAAGCCGCAAAACCCAGCUCUAAAGAUGAUGGGCCUCCCGAAUUUCCGCUUCAAACUCCCCUCCCGUAACUGGAUGAUCUUUCUCACCAUCACGGGCUCCUUUACCGCAGCCCUAAUCUACGACCGACGGGAAAAACGUCGCGCCCAACAGAAAUGGUGCAAUCUUGUCGCGCAUAUCUCGAAAGAAUCCCUCCCCGUGGAAGAAACCCGACGCAAACUGACCGUCUUCCUGGCCGCGCCGCCGGGCGACGGCAUCCGUUCUGCCCGCGAGCAUUUCAAGGAAUACGUUAAGCCGAUUCUUGUUGCGGCGGCACUGGAUUAUAAUGUUAUUGAGGGCCGAAGGGAAGGCGAUAUCCGUGCGAAGUUUGCGGAGGAGAUCAGGAAGCAGCGACGGAAGAGUGGGGAGGUUAGUGCUGGUAUUAUUGGCGAUGAGGAGAAGAGCACAGAGGAUGUGAUUGCAGAGGCAAGGAAGGCUAUCGGUGUGAGGGAAGAGCCUGGGCCGAGGGGGGAUUUGGUUAUUGGACGGCAUACUUGGAAAGAGUAUGUGAGGGGCUUGCAUGAAGGGUGGCUUGGUCCAAUUGACCCGCCCGUGUCGGCAGAGAGCCAGCCAGCACUUGAGGAGCCGCAAGUUCCUGCGGCUGAGGUACCCGCGAACACAGAAGAACAGGCAACGCCAGCACCAGAACAGGGGCAAGCAGCGGAGAAGAAAGAGGAAGGAGAGGAGGAAAAGAAACCCUCCAAACCCACGGGCCCGGCAUCUGCAUACAUCGCUCCCAGCGAUUAUUCCGGCCGAACACUCCCGCCAUCCAUCCCGCAAACCCUCGAUGGCUCCGCCGCUAUCCCCUUCCCCCAUCUUCUAGGCUUCCUCAAUACCCCUAUCCGAAUCUACCGCUUCUUGAACAGGCGCUACGUCGCCGACUCUGUCGGCCGGGACGUCGCAGCCCUUGUCCUUGCUUCUCACGCCCGCCCGUACGCUGAGGGUCCUGCUUCAUCCAGCUCAGACUCAGACAGCCCAGUUGACCCCAGCUUGUCGUCGUCGAUAACAUACGAGCAACAAUCCCAACUCGAGCACGAAGAGCACGACUGGCACAAAUCCGUCCAUAAAACUGACGACUCGAACCCAGACAAGGAGCGCGAGUGGCUAAACGAUGUCGUUAUGGAUCCCCGCAUUGCGGCCCGAAUGCAGCGGUAUGUUCUCUCCGGGGAAGAGGAGGCUCGUGCCCAGCGCAUCGCGCAGGGAUCUGAGUAUAUCCGCGGCGAGGAGCGGCCGCCAGUCGUUCCCUUUUGGCAGCGGGUGUGGAUUAAAUAUGGCUAUGGGGAGGAUCCGGAGGUCGCCAAGAGGAAGCCUAUCAUCGGAAAUCUUGAUGAAGAGAAUGCCUAAUUUUGUGUUGUUUAUAGACGGUUGGGACUCGAGGGGCCUAAAUUCAGGCGCAUUUCUAUAUAGACAUUGGGAUUGCCUGGUAAUGAGGAUAAGAAAGACUGUACUCUACUCCAUCUCUCCUACGCACUGUACAAUAACUCAUGCAUAAUAUGUUUUUUUU
This is a messenger RNA of Aspergillus nidulans FGSC A4, 1667 nucleotides long. RefSeq names its product Tim22-complex subunit TIM54. Gene Ontology annotation, cellular component: mitochondrial inner membrane. Bases 77 to 1507 code for a protein of 476 amino acids. Lineage: Eukaryota; Fungi; Ascomycota; Eurotiomycetes; Eurotiales; Aspergillaceae. The record is from RefSeq and is a predicted model, not a curated record. The transcript is spliced from 2 exons.